Messenger RNA from Macrobrachium nipponense, 14727 nucleotides. RefSeq lists its product as uncharacterized. Gene Ontology annotation, molecular function: chromatin insulator sequence binding. The coding region runs from base 216 to 13268 and encodes 4350 amino acids. Gene Ontology annotation, biological process: regulation of transcription by RNA polymerase II. Gene Ontology annotation, cellular component: chromosome. The record is from RefSeq and is a predicted model, not a curated record. The transcript has 7 exons. Lineage: Eukaryota; Metazoa; Arthropoda; Malacostraca; Decapoda; Palaemonidae.
CGUCGGUCGGUCCCCCGUCCAUCGGCUUUGUUGUUCAAAAUGGCGAUCUCUCGCAAGAGGAGGAGUAUAUCUCGCAGUGCGUCGGAAUAAAGGACAAGCGGGCCCUUCUUCGCGCUACCUAACCCCCAUGAGGUGUGGUUCUUUUGCUGCCAGACACGGAACGUCAUGCACUGACAUUGGUGUAUAGUAACUGUGAUGUUCCUUCUACCUGUAACAUGGCAGACGCACUCCAUUCUCAGUCCCCACAAGAUGGCAAUGAGGCAAGGUCCGCUGCCUGUGGUGCGCCGGUCCAACCGGACAUUUCCCCUUCCUCAAACAUCCUUUCUCCCGGAGACAUUCUGCCCCCAACGGCCGAAACCUCUUCGUCAAGGUUCCUCCAGCCUCCCACCUUCAGCUUCACCCCGGCCACCCCUUCGCCUCCGUUGCCAACCCCGCACGAGGGUAUUGAAGAUGCCGUGAUUCGGGGACUGUUGAGUGGCGGCGUGAACUCCCUGAACUCGCCACCGUUAGGCAAAGAUGCGUCGAUAGAGCCAGAUCCUUUGUCGCUUCCUGGUGUCUUGGAAGGUAUUCAGAAAGUAGAUUCUGGUAGUAAUGCUGAACUUCCCGACAUGUCGGAAAAUUCCCUCGACACAUUUUCCAGUAUCGUCAACUCGACGAGUUUGAACUUUCGUGAAAUUUCUGAUUGUUUGGAACAGCCUGGCGAUAUUCCCGUGUCUUCGGCCAGCAUGAUGGAUUCUCGGAAUCGGAAUGAAACCCACUCCAAAGAUAUUGGGAAUUCCCCUACUGUUCCCCUGGUUGAUUCUCUUGAAAAACAGGUAGAUGGAACCUCAGAGCGCAUGAGUGAUUUGAUGAAUGCAAAUGACGAAGGCCAGAAAGCUGUGGAUCCACCUCUGGCAAGUCCUCCUGCCAAAGAGUUUGAUGGAGGUGGGUGGAAGCAUUCCUUUGCAAGUGGGGAAGGCACGAACUGUUCAAACGGUGUAGUUCAGGAUUCAAAAACAAACAGUGUGGGACAUUCAAUUUUGCAGCCUGAAGAUCCUGUAGUCGAGCCAGUGUGUUCCGAGCUGGUAGCAAAGGAAUUACCAUCUCCACUGUCGGAAUUCAGAGCAGAAUUUGCUAUGGAAUCUCAGCCAGAAAAUUGCUUGGGGAGUGGUGGUUCAAACAGUGAAAACACCUUGCUAAAUCUGUUGCCCUCGGAAAUGCAAAAUUCAUCGGAAGACUCGUUAAGUUUACCAAAUUCUACCGUAGCAGAUCCUUCAAAAGACACCGUGGCAAAUUCCCUGUUGGUGUGUAAAGACGUGAAUAUGACAGACACUGGCGAAAAGGAAAAGUAUUUGUGUGGUGGAACUGUGGCUGCAGACUUGGCCUCGCUGACGGAAAACACGGACUUGCUGUCCCAGAUAGAGAACACUUCUAAUACUUGUGAAACCGAGGCAAUGGACGUGGACGAAGUCAAUGAUGCUGAAAAGUUGAGUGAAUUGGAAAAGACCCUUGAGCGAAUGGACGAAGUGCAUGAUAAGUCUGAGGUGCAAAGUGCUAAGGAGAAGACUCUCCCAGAGACUUCUCUGCCGGAGAACCCUCUGCCAGAGACCUCUCUUCCGGCGGAGAGCUCUCUCCCAGAGUUUGCGACUUCAAAGGAUGGGAGCAACAAGACCGAAUGUGGCGAUGGUAAAGCAGUGAGUGGCGUCGCCAGGAAAGUGAGUUCCGUGUUGCUGAAUGAUUCGGACGAACCUCUUCAGCCCGUGACAAUCGGUGGAAGCUUGCAGCCGCUAGAGGAGGUUCAGGAGGCUUCGAUUUUGAAUGAUCCGUCCUUUACCGCCGACCUGAGUCUCAUCGACAGCAGUGCUGACGAAGCCGACAGCAUUGGCGGCCUGGUCAUCAACAGUGUGAUUGGAGCAGCGGACGGCGUGGCAGACUUUCCUCCCGACGACGAGAUGGAAGCGGAGAGACAGCUGACGGACAUCAGCUCGUCUGCACCUCGGGUGAACCAGGAGAGUUGUGAGGUGGAUUCGAGCGAGGACGUCGAGCCCAGUGCCAAGAGGAGGAAGCUGGAGAAUGGGGAGAAAGAGGGCGACAAAAUGGACGACCCCAGGAGUGUGGUGUUCAAAGUCUUGCCCGUGAAAAACGGCCACGGAUUGUGGGACGCGUUGAAGUUGAAGGAGGUGUUGCUCUCGAAAGGGACAAUCCACUUGCGCAUCCACACGUCUGCGACCGAGUUCGGGAACUUUGAGCCGGAAAAGUGCGAGAUCGAGGUCGAUUUCACCUGCAUCAUGGUUUCUGCGUUGGAGGAGGAGUGUAACUCUCCCCUCGGGAAUGCCGUGCCGGACCCAGACUCGUGCGAUCCUCUGGCAAUCGUUGCGAACGCUGGCGCUGUGGAAACCAAUUCCCCUCCGCACUACCCACGGCCCUUUGGGGCUCAGACCAGGGGUCGAUCCACUGCCCUGCAGCCUGCAAUGCCAAGACCCCCAUACAGGCAUUUGCAGUCUCCUCCUCAUGCCUAUAAUAAAAACGAAGUCUUGGGGCUGCCCCAGGGGAUAGAAUUUGAGGAGCCGCAGAACGCAACAGAGUGGUCAGGGAAAGAAUACUACGCUGGACUCCUGCUACCGAGGAAGGCCCUCCCAAUCUCCCACCAUUACCCUGCCUUCCCAGCUCAGCUGCUGCCAGCCAGGGGACGAAAGAGGGGCCGCCCUCCCCUCUCCGGACGGAGGGGAUUCUCUCCCGGUGGGGGCUCGCCCAGAAGUAGUCCCUCAAAAGGCAGGUUGCAAGGGAAGAACCUCCCCGACCCCAUCAAGUUCCGACCUCCGACGCCUCCCCAGCACCUUCUCAUAUCCUCACUGUUGAAGCUAAACAAAUCUCCCGCUGGGAAUAACAAAACCGAUCAUAAGAAAUCCAAAGGGACGGCAGACGCCGCCAAGACAGACUACAGGAGCGGGAAGGCACGGGACGUAGUCGCUAACGACGACGACGAAGAGAUAGUCACUAUAUCUCAGCCUCAUUACACAAACAAUGACGACUCCAACGACACUGACAGUUCAGUCAAACGGCUUCUUCUAAAGUUAGUCUGUGAGUUUUGCAACACUGUUUUUAGGAAGAAGGCCUCCCUGAACGCCCACAUCAAACACACGCACCGCACCGAGCAGAUCUGUCCCAUCUGCAAUGUCAGCGUCAAGGUGAAGAGUAAGUACGGAAUGAGAUUCCACAUCCUCAGAGCGCACAGAGACCAGCCGAAUUUCCAUUGCGUCAAGUGCGGGGAGACUUUCAGGUUGAAACACCACCUCAUGAACCACGUGCGCAUGAAACACGAGUAUUCGGACAGCGAAGAGGAGAAUGAAGAGCAGAGGAAAGAGAGAGAGGAGAAGGAACGGGAGAUGGAGAAACAGCUGAGAGAGGCCAUUGAGGCUGAGGAGAAGAAGGUGAGGGAGAACAUAGAGAGGGAGAGGCUUGAAAGAUUGAGAGAGAUGGGGAUCAUUGAGAAUGGGGAGAAGGAGGAGGGGAAAGACAAUGCCGGUGAAGUGGACGUUGUUGAAAGUGCUGGUGUUGGUCAUUCUCAGACAAGUACUGGGGACUCUGGCAAGUGUAGAGAGAGUGAUAAAUGCAAGGUGAUACCAAAUGUUAGUGAUAGCAAAGAAAAAGUAAAACCAGAAGAGUCCAGUAAAAGCAUAGUCAGUAGUGUCGUAGCGAGUGAUAAAAAUAGGAACGUGAAGCCGGUGUUGCGAGGCAAAGUCAUGAAUGUCAGGCCACCCGACAAGUCGUCCCAGCCGAAAUCUAAAAGUGCGGCGAAGCGUCCCGUGCGAAGAAUGACCCGUAGCUGUUCGAAGACUGAGGCUGAGAGUGACAAUGAGUUGAACACUAGUGGCAGUGACAACGAGGAUGGCGAAAGUAGUUCUUCUUCGUCGGGUGAGGAGGAAGUGGUCAGAAAGAACGGCCAUAACUGUGAUAUUUGUGGUAAGGAAUUUAGUCAUGUAUUUAAGCUCAAACAUCACUUGAAAAGUGAACAUUCCAUAACUGCAAAACCUGGGAAACCCAAGAGAGCUGUCAAAGAGAAAGCCUCGCGCAAUGAGGCCGAGGAGGAAGAGGUCGCGAUGGCAGAAGAGGCGGCAGAUGGAGACGAAGAUUUGGAAGAGGAGGAGGAGGAGGAGGACGAUGAGGACGAGGAGGAUGAGGAUGAGCUUGAGGUGCGAAAGGAAAAGAAAGAGAAGGAGAGGCGGGAGAAGGAAAUCUCUCUCACCUGCAGUACCUGCAAUAAGGUUUGCAGGAGUGAGUACCAGCUGAAGCUGCACUUGCCAAUUCACACUGUAGUUAAGAAAAAGAAGUUGGGAAGAAAGCCUCUCGUUGGUAGGAAGUCUUCCGUGACGAAGUCCAAGCGAGAGGAGAGAAUGGAGGACAUUGCAGAGAAGCCCAGGGACAGGGAAUCGUCGAGAGUAUUACGCAGCACUCCCAUACUUGGCAAAAAGAGUGGGAAGGCUCUUGGUCGACCAAAAUUGUUAGACCAAAGGCGGGAGUCUCAUUCGAGGGGGAGGCACAGCACCACUAAACUAGAAUCGUCGAGCGUAUUGCCAAAGGAAAAGUCGGAAAAGUCGGAGAAGUCAGAUGUGGUCCAGAGGAGAGGAGGUGGGGAAGGCACCAACUCUAGAUCUGAUAAGGGAGAGAGACCUUCGUUCAUUUUGAAAGUGGGUCAUCUUUUCCGGUGUACAAAAUGUAAUAUAACCUUCAAUAAAGAGAAGUCUAUGACCUACCACCUGAAAAAGAUUCACGAAACGUUAUAUCCGUUCAAGGCCUGCGAGCACUGUGGCCGAGUUUUCCGGAGCUGUGGUCCAUACAACAGGCACCUACUACAACACAAGGUUUACCACUGUCCAGAGGGCACUUGUAAGGCUAAGUUCCGAAAGAUGCUUCGCUUGAAACAGCACCAGAAAAAUGCCCACCCUAACAAAAAGCAUAGGUGUCCUAAGUGUGUGUUGUUAUUCAGUAAGAAAGCCGAUCUGGACCGUCACUACGAUGGAGACCAUCCAAAGCAGCAGACUGAUGAAGAGGAAAGCUCGGAAGAGGAGGAAGAGUCACAUAAGAAAGAUGCCAAGGAGAGAGGAGGAGGAGGAGGAGGAGGAGGAGGCGGAGAGGAGGCGAGGGGAGGAGGAGGAGGGAGGAAAGCGAGGUGUAUUCCUAUAUCGUACAAAGAGCCAGAAGAUGAAGAAGACCUGGGGUCCAUCUGCAAGGGUUCCACUGCCAAGCCGUUCCGUGAUACCAGAAACAGUCGUGAGAGGUGUUCCAUUACCAGUGAAGUGAAGUCUAUAUUUGAGAAGAAAGUUCCUGAAAUCAAGACUGAAAUUAAGACCGAGGUGCAGUCGCCCCCCGUUCAAGACACACCUAGACGCACAAGGCUAAAAGACUUUGAAGAGAAGAAGGGUACAAGUGAAACUAGCAAAAUUCCACAAGACAAAAUGUUGAAGAAAAAGAGUGCUAUUAAUAUAAGAAGAGGGGACACUACUAGCAUUAAGGGUAAGCUAAGUAAGAUCUUGUCGACCAGGAAAAAUGACCGAGCUUUGAAGUUCAGGUUAAACCCUAGAGUCGCCUGCAGAGUCAGCCAUGCAAAGCAUAAAAGCAAGAAAACUAAGGUCACUCUGAGCUGGACUGCCGCCCUCAAGGCCCAGAUACGAGCGGCCGAGUCCGGCUCAAAAAAUGUGGUCAAAAAGAAAAAGAAACCACCCCCUGAAAAGGGGGGGGCGGCGGCCAAACCGGCAACAAAGGCCGCGCCCAAACAGUCUGCAAAGUCGAACCCCAAGUCGUCGUCGACCGCGAAAUCAAAGGCUAGGUCUAUUGCGGGGUCUGGGAUCAGCAGUCUAAACAUGGCCCACGACUUCAUGCACCACACGGACACGCUUUCGUAUCCUGGGUGCCUGGUGGGCGACGAUUCCAUGUUCAGCCUGGACGACAGCUCGCAGAUGGACCUGAUAGGCGACUACUACGGCUCCCACUACCCGCCCAGCGAGGAGAUAAGCGACUUUGUGCCGGAUGACGACGAGAGCGGUCCUGCGAAGAUCAUCGGCUUCGACUCGUGGAUUCGGAGAAGGGACCGAAUAGGAAGGCAAAGGAGAAGGAGAAGGAGAAGGAGGUGGAGGGGGAGGAGGAGGAGGAGGAGGAGGAGGAGGAGGAGGCGGAGGAAGGAGGGGGAGGAGGAGGAGGAGGAGGAGGAGGAGGAGGAAGUAGGGUGGAAGGUAUGUGUGCAUUGUGGUUGGGUCUUUAGCGAAUUGCUGUAUCCAUAUCAUGUUCUUACCCACAAGCCCUGGCUGAAGUGUCAGCAGUGCAGCUUCGCCACCAAGAGCUGCGACAGAUUCAAAGCCCACGAAGACGCUCACAAGGAGGGGAAGCUUGCCGUAGUGUGUAAGCUCUGCAGGGGUCAAUAUUUGAAUGAAACCACCCUGAAGGUUCACUGUCGGAGAGUGCACGGCAUAAUAAUAUGCAGGGAUUGUUCGGAGGGGUUCCCCAGUGAGGCAGCAUAUGCUUCCCAUCGCGAUGAAGUGCAUAAUGACCCAACCUUGAAGAUCAAGUGCAUUAGACCCAGUGGGUCUCUGGGUGUAUUGCCUGUUGUCUCUCGGUGUUCGAAGAGAAGUGAGUAUGUCUGCCAGUUGUGUAAUAAAGAGAGCAGAAACAAAUUCCAGUUGAAAAUCCACAUUGCCCAGCAUUUAGGAGUCAGCAGCGCUGAUAUCAGUGAUGAGUUCUUGGCUGGCCAGGGUGUGGAGUACUUCCAAAACAAAGAGCUCUUAAUCUCUCUGAAGCGAAGCAGGAAUAAGAAUACCCUUGCAGUUCUUAAUGCUUUAGUCAAGAGUAAAACAAUAGAACAAGAUCCUGUUUUCGAAGUGGGUGGAAGCAGUAGUGGUCUGGUUGGGGCAGACAUUUUAGAUGCUCCAGGUGGAAGAAGAACCCUUGAUCCACUUCCGGACCCUCUGGCAGGAACAUCAACUGAGGAGAUUCCAUUUGUUUCAGUCGUCAAAGAAGAAGAGCCAAUAGACACGUGUGCCCCUGACGUUCAAAAUUUUGAGGACAAUCCAUCUGGGGAAUCUGUUAUUCAUGACUAUGUAGGUAGUAUGUCACAUAUACAGGAGAAUGUUACAAGGGAACGGAUUCUCAAUGAGGAAAAUUUGCAGCAAGAAGAGUUUCAGUUUUCUUCAACCUGCCCCGAGUGCAAAGAGAGUUUUCCAAAUGUCAUGGAACUGGAAACCCAUCGUAAACAAGCUCACAAGAAGCCAGAGGAGAUUUUAAACAGAGUAAGGAAAGACAAAAAGAAAUGCAAAACAGGUAACCCCAGUUCUUCCAUGAAAAGGGACAGCAAGGCACCUGGACCAUUUAAAAAUCCAAGACCCCAACAGGAGCACACACCAAUUAAACCCACCUCUUCUAUGGGAGAUAUCGCCAAGUUGCAGGAAGCCUUUAAGAAUCCCACCAGAGGGCAGAAUGCUCAAAUUGAAAGAGAACUGCUUGAUCCACUGGAAGACCCACUAGCAGUUACGGCAGUUUACGAUUUGUCGAGUCAAUCAACACACUGUGCCGUGGAUACAUUUGUAGGUUCAAGUAUGACGGAAAAGACUCAGAUUAUGAGUUCUCUUGCAUCGCCAUACGUCCACGACGUAUUUGCAGGUGAUUCUGAUGUUGAUGAUAAUUUUAGAAUGGGGAAAGUUAGAAUGGCCAGAGAGAGGAAACCCAAGAUUGCAAUGUAUUGUGAUGAAUGUCCUGAAGUAUUUUUUUCCCAGAGUGCUUUGCACAGACAUCAAGAGAGGCACAGAAGGGAGGACUUGCGGAAGUGCUUCACCUGUCCUGCGUGUGACAUGACCUUCCUCACUGCUGUAAAGCUGGUCAGGCAUUUUAAAGUCGCCCACAAGGAAAAGUUCCGUUGCCGUUACAAGUGUGCUCUUCUGUUUGAGUCCAAAGAGGAAGUCCUUAAGCAUUACCAAGAGUUUCACAAAGUUGAGACGGCGUUCGCUUGUCCGUAUUGUGGUUUAGAGUACCAGUUUCAUGGAUACCUUCUAAAUCACUUGGAACGUUGCACAAAGUGUCCACCAGAAGAGAGGCCUUCGCACGUGUGUGGGAAUUGUGAGGCGGUCUUGAAAAGCCGCCGCGAUUACAACCUCCACAAGUGUUCAUCUUUGAAAGAUUCAGAGAAUAACAGUGGGGACAAAAAAAGAGGCCAGCCAUUAACCACCAGAGAUUUAAUUCCACGACACCCGUACUCGUGUAAAUUUUGUAACCAGAAAUUUGAAGAAAUGGAGGCAGCGACAGAACACUGCUUCUCUUUUCACUUAGUCUUGCUCAAAGAGAUGACUGGAGAACACCAUACAUGCAGGGUUUGUAAAAAAAACAUGUUAUCAGAGUUAGAGUUAUGUAGACAUCUCAUGAGUCACUACCUUGGUUCAGGCAGAUGGGAUGACCUUUUACCGCGAAACCUCAUGGAGACCGAAUAUGCAAUAUAUGCAAAGAAUUAUUGUUGGAUAUGUCAAGCCAGCAUCCAGGAGGAUGUAUCUCAGCACCUCUUCCAGCGAAACAAAAACGUCUCGCUCUCCCUCGCACAUUACAAGGAGACCACCGUUUCGGUGCCGUUCGAGUGUACACCCUGUCUCAAACAUUUCCAGACGAGGACAGAGUAUUGGGACCACGUAGAGGCACAUCUAGACGAGCUCUCAUUUGAAAGUGAUGGGUCUGACUUGGGUGGUUCUUGUUACAAAGAAUGCAGCAUCUGCCUCUUGAUGUGUGCAGGCACGGAGGAGUAUCACCGUCACUUGGCCACUCACGCUGUCGUGGUUUGUGAUGGUGAAAAGGUGGGGGGGGAGGUGGUGGAUAAUUUGUCAUCCAUACGCUCACCAUCCUGUGACAAACCUGACUUCCCGGAAGAUUCGAACUCUAGUUCCACGCCUAAUCUAGACCAAGAUCAAACAAAGGUAAACUCAUCCACUUCCAAAGUCAAGGUAUGUGAGCAUUGCGGCAGGACAUUUGAAAAGACGCCGGCGUAUUUACAGCACAUAAUAUCACACAGACCAGUUCAGCAGUGUAAGUGGUGUACCUUCAAAAGCAAAGAUGAAAAACGAUUUGCGCAACACAUGAAGAGCCACUUGGAAGUUCAGUGCAACAUCUGCCUUGGACUGUUUGCAACUCCAAGGACAAAGAGAGUUCACAAGAAAAGGAUACACAAGUUGUACGAGUGUAAAACUUGCUCGGCAGAUUUUAAUACGGAAGAAGAACAUGCGGACCACUUAAUUCAGGAACACAGUGGGUUAGAGAAUAGGAUCAAAGUGGAACCAACAGAGAAUAUUACGGAGAAAGAAAUAAUUGGCGGUGCCCCAUCCGACAUUCAGAAUGGACCAGUAACAGAAGUGAGAGAACUUAUCAAGUGUAAAGACGAGAAACAGCUACUUGAAAAUGUUAAAGAAAAGCUGAAUGAGGCAGUUAAUGAGCAGAGCUCUUUCACUUGCUAUUUAUGCAACAAGGAGACGAAGAAUAAGUGUGAGCUGAAGAUCCACAUUGCUCAACACCUUGGGGUACCCAGCAGCAAGAUCACAGAUGAAGACUUGCUCAUGGGAGACAUGAAACCUUACAGUUGGAAUAGUGGGUUUUCUAUGUAUGGGGCCAAAGAUGAUGAUGUAGAAGUCCUUGGUUCUGACAAUCCCAUGCAGUCAAUGUUGCAGGAUUUAGUAACGAGUAACAAAUCCAAGGCUCCUUUCUCAAAUCUUACUUCUCCCUUUUCAUUGAAUAUAAUCCCCCCAUCAUUACCAGCAGCUGUUCGGCCUCAGGAUAGUUUAGUAGAUUCCAUGCCGUCAACAUCUGUGUCGGACGACUUGUCUGUGAGAGAAAUACGCUCGAUAAAAACUGAAAGAAUGGACGAUGACCUGAGCGAAGACAUCAAAAUGGCAGGUAGAAGAACAACCAGAUAUAGCUAUGUGAGGAGAAUUCCAUGUGACCAGUGUGGAGCUGUGUUUAAGUCCUACAAUAAACUUCGUCAGCAUGAAAAGCAGAAGCACAGGGAGAAACCUACCUGUCCAUUGUGUAAUACCACCAGGACUAAUAUUAAGAAAGUGUUUCAACAUCAGAUAGCAGCACACAAGAACAAGUUACGGUGUCACUACCUGUGCUUGGCAUUGUUCGACACAAAAGAAGAACAGUCCGCUCAUCACUUGCAGGUUCACAAUAAAGACGACUCAAAGUUGACGUGCCGUUACUGUAAAGAGUCGUAUCCUAGAGCGACAUUUAUGGAUCAUUUAAUCAUGUGUGAAGAGCAACAUGUGCGGAAGGAGAGUCCGGUCAAUUCACACGAGUGCGGUUUCUGCGAGUCAUCUUUCCAGACUUUAGAGGAGUAUAGCAAUCACAUCAAAUUUUGUGGCCCUUGGAAUAAAAAGGGGAAGGAAAUUGUGCUCGACGAAAACACAACUCCGGAAACUCCGAUGGUUUUACGUGAGAGAAACCCAACCAUUGAUAAUACAGAAAUUACUGAUGAUUAUUCAGAAGAAAAUAGUGUGGAUAAAGGUAUAUUGAAUGAUGUUAUCCCAGUCCAAGUCAAAACAGAAAUUUGCCAGGAUGUGGAAAUAACUCACACUUCUGAGUUUAUCAAGCAGGAAGAAGGUAUGAAACACAAAUGUAAACAUUGUUCGUUAACAUUCAAAUACCAGGAAGAUGGUAUCAAUCACGUUCUCACACACCACAAAACAACAUUAACAGCUAUGACAAGAGAGCCUCAGAUGUGCCACGUUUGUGGCAAAACCUUUUUGUCCAGUUUAGCAUUUUGUAAACACAUUCUUAAUCACUAUAGCGAGCUGGGAAUGUGGGACUCACUUAUACCUCCUGAUAUUGAUAUGGAAACCAUUAGGAAUACUUGUUGGAUAUGCAAGACGGGUGGUAUGACUAACCACAGGUACCAUGCAGCAAGGAGGGACAAUGCAAUAGAGAACCUCCUAGCCACAUCGUCCACAGACCCAGAUGGAGAACCAUUCAACUGUUCCAUGUGUGACGAAACCUUUCCGGACAGGUUAAUGUUCUGGAAGCAUAUCAAACUACAUCUUUCAAAGUCGCACUUCAAGAAUGUGGAGGGAGGUAAGCGGCUGAAGUGCAGCAAGUGUCCAAUGAAGUUUAAGAAGAAAUCGGAGCUUCACCAGCACUUGGCUGCGCAUCUUAUUCAUUCAGACGUAGAGGAGAUAGUCAGCGAGUCGGAAAACAGCGACAAUGAUUCUGACUCGGCUUUGAACAGCAGUAGGAAGAGGCCUCGGCGAGACAGCAGUAAAAGAACUCCAUGUUCAGUUAACGCUCGACUGUCGUCUAGUAACGAACCCCCCAUGAAAAGACAUUUCCAGAAGUGCAAACGGUGCCGUAAGAAGUUUGCGAAUAAGGAGGAGGCCAUAAAUCAUGUACAGAAGUAUCAUAAGUCCGUUCUAGAAAAUAUGGUCGCCGAAACUCAGAUCUGUCACAUAUGUGACAAAGCUUUUAGGAAGCCUAUGCUCCUUUGCCGACAUCUCUUACACCAUUACCAUGAGUUGGGCAUGUGGGAUGACCUUGUACCUCGAAAUAUUUUAGAUGUCUCUCAGGACCGGAGGUUUUGUUGGAUAUGCAAUAAUAUGCUUGGAAGGAAAGCCAGCAGGCAUCUGAAUAUGAGAAAUACUCAGAUUGAACAAAUCUUAACAAGUAAUUCAAAGAAGCUGAGAGAGGAACCUGAGUUUAGUUGUACAUUGUGUGAUGCUGUUUGUAGUGACAGACAUGCAUUCUGGAAACAUAUUAACCUUCAUUUGUAUAAAUAUCCCAAAAAGAAACCAGCGAUUGAACAGCCUGUUUAUGUAAGCGCAGAGAACCUGGACUGCAGUGAAUGCAUGCUCAAAUUUAAAGACAAGACUGAUCUUAAUAAGCACAUGGCCUCGCAUUUCCUCCUGCCAGUUGUGCAGGAGAAAGAAUUCAAAGAAGAAAUCUGCAAGCCCAAUGAAGAGAGUGAGGAUGAGGACGAGGAAGAGGAAGAUGUUGAGGAAUCCCCUGUGAAAGCCGACCCGACAGAAGUGUCUUCUUUGCUUCGGAAGAAUAACCCUCAGGAAAUGGUGAGAUGCACACGCUGUUUGAAAGUCUUCCAGAAGAGCUUUGAGGCUGUCCAACAUGUAGUUUCAUCUCACAAGUUCUUUUUAAUGAGGAAAUUGGACACAAGCGAAAUGUGUCACUUGUGCGGCUGCAUCUUUAAGAGUCAGUGGUGCUUGUGCAAGCAUGUUUGUAAACAUUAUUGCAACCUUGAAAUGUGGGACGCUCUCGUACCAAGAGACCUACUAGAAAAAUUUGAUUAUAGGAAAUUUUGCUGGAUUUGUAAAUGCAAACUAGAUAGGAGAUAUGCUCAUCACAUAGGAAAGAGGAAUUUCAACAUAGAAAAGAUCUUAUUGGCAGCAAGGUCAGAAGACCAGGAGAAGGACUUUCUGUGUACAACUUGUAAAAUUCGGUUUCCAAAUAGGUUAGACUUUUGGAUGCAUAUAAAAACCCACAUUUGUAGACCUCCAUUGAAUGUUGGAAGGCUGACAAAAUCUUCUGCAUCAAGUGAACCAAAUUGUCAGCUAAAGGUCCUGGAGUGUAGCGAGUGUACUGAGAAAUUCUUUGAAGAGCACGAAUUGUACAAGCACUUGGCAGGUCAUUACAUCAAGCCUGUGAGCCAGAAUUCUGAGGAGGAUGAGGAGAGCAAACUUGAAGAGGUUAAGAGUCAAAACAAUGAUGUGGAGGAAGAUAAAGAACUGAGAGUCACAAGGUUCAAGAAGAGAAGUAGUGUGCCUGAAAAGGGGAGUAUGGAUAAUCAGGAGGAAGUGCUCAAAGAUGGUCGGAAGGACAAGGCUGAUAAAGCCUUCUCCGACACAUCUUUGAGCGAGGAGGAAUGGGUGCCGUCAAAUGAGGAAGUGGAGGAGGAAGAUGAAGAGGGAGAGAGAGGAGAGGGAGAAAUCCUGGCCGCAGUUGGAGAAGUGAGUGAAAAAUCUGUUCUUAACAAAGAUGAUGGGAAUGAGGGUUAUCGUAAGGAAGCUGUGGUUGAAGAUGUGGAGGACGGAGAAGGUGAGGAGGAGGACGAUGAUGAGGGGGAGGAAGAGGAGGAGGAGGAGGAGGAGGAGGAAGGAAGAAGAAGAAGAGGAGGAGGAGGAGAUGACAUGAACGAAGACAUGGAAGACGAGGAACUCUUGGGAGACGAAAUAGAAGAGGAGGAAGAGGAUGCAGACGAUGAGCUGGAAGAUACCGGAGAGGACGCAGAAACAGACGAAGAGGACGACGAAGAAGAUUCAGAUUACUAAUUGUUUAGUAAUUGAUAAUUUGACCAGAUGUGGCCAGAGACUGUAUAUAAAGCACUAUGUACAGUAGUUUAGUGUAUAAAGUAACUCAGUACCUUAAUAUUCCUAGGAAAAUAUUUUUAAAAUAUGGAACCACAUUCAAUUUGGGUCAGCCUAUCAAGUCAGGUACCUGUCACAGAGGACUUACAUAUAUAUACAGUAUAGGGCACUGAUGUAUAUACAAUAGAUCUGGAGUUAAGAAUGAUGUUAUUUAUGAAAAAGAAUCUUUAGGCUUUUUGAAACUAUGCCUGAAUGGUUUGUACAUUCUUUCAGAGGCAAGUUAUUACUUGUAUGUAAUCACUUCGCUCUUAACCAUCUGUAUUGCAUUCAGUUUCAUAUUUUUCUUGCAUUUAAAGGUGAGUUUACACUAGGCUUCAACAGCACGCUGCAUACUUAAGACUCAUCACCAACUCCUCCCCAAUUCGCAUUAGCCAAACUUACUGGACUGCUCACUAGGAGUCAUGUGUCACGCCGCACCACUAACUCAUCAAGGCAAGCUUGAUGGCUGAAGUCUGACCCAGACAAUCCGCCGACGACAAAUCAUUAAUAACCUUUCAACUGUCAUCCCGUUUUCUAUUAUACUACAAAUUUUCAUGGAGAAGAGAUCCAUUGUUUGACUGAGUAUUAUCAGCAUCAUCCAUGUUUAUGGAAUGUAAAAUUAACAUCAUAUAAAAAUAGAGAUGUACGUAGCUGUCAGGAGAUAAUGCUACCGGUCACAGCACUCGCGUAGUAGUGUAGAGGCAAUAUGCGCUAUACCAGCACGUGACGUCACCCAGGUGGGCGGGCAGAGGUGACUUGUGAAGCGCGCUGUGAAGCGUAGUAUAAAAUCACCUUAAGGGCCAUAACCAGAAAGAGCCAAAGAAAUAUUUCUUCUCUUUUCCUUUCUUUUUUGCCGUACGAUUUAUCUUCGAAUUGUGGUACAUUGAUACAUUUUUUUAUAUUGACUGCUUACAAUAAUUGCUCCAAUCUCUUGAUGAUUAUUGCAGAGGUAGUGAGAGGGAAUUUAUGUAUGAAAAGGUGCCAUAUGUUUUGAGUGUGUGCUCUGAGUCACGUGUGUGUGUGUUUACUGUUACUGUACGUAUUAACAGGUACCGUGCGUAUGCAAAGUGCGUCAGAUGAUUGCUUUUGUAUCUGAAGUGAAGCAUUUAUUUCUCUUAUAGGGUUAUUAAUUUAGAGUAAUAUUUUCCAGAGCCUGUUUGUCCUCAACUGAGAGAGAAAAGUUGUGUACAGAAAGAGCUUCCUUGGAGCCUGUUUUUCCACUCAGUAACUUCUGGUCAAUAAGAAGUGACUCACAUUCCUGCGUAAAUAUUCGUGUGGAUAACAGCGUGACUGUUAAUUUCGGGGCAAGGAAGCUCAAGGUUGAAAAUGGUUGCUGUGCAGCCCACGAAUUUGGUUUGAUGCAGUACAUAUUUCAUUUUUUUAU